GAAACCUGAACAUUAUCACGUUUCCGGUUCGCCAGAAAUAGGCUGAAAAGGAAACUGAUCAGCCUCAUUUACCUGCAACCAUUGCGAAAAUUAUAUCAUGACCAAACGCCUAAAAUUGGUGUUGAUAUUAGCUGUGAUUGCAGUAUCCCAAAUAGGCUUUCUUGGUGCGAGCACAGAUAUCCAAAGGUGCCGUCUAUUCAUGUCUAAAAUGGUUGGGCAUGUGGAAGAUAUCCAGGAACAUCCUGGAUAUUUUGAGACCAUUGACAUUUGUCAAAAAUUGUUGGGCUUGUGGAGAGGCAAAGCCAUCUUAAAACCUAGCCAUAAAUUGAUACCAAUUGACCGAGCCCGUGGGAGACAAUCCGCCCGCAAUGCUUUGUUUGGUGGAAAUGAUCGAUCUUUUCGGAGAGAUCAAGUGGAUCAUUUCGCGGACAACCAGAAGUGCAGGAUUGAUUUCUUCCCAAGUUUGGACUUUCAACAUGGAGAGAGUAAAAUCACUUUGACAGGAAGUGUUCCCCGUAUUAAUCUGUUCGAGAAGAGCCUACGAACCCAUGGUGAUUGUUGUUGGGUUGUAUUCGACUCAAUGGGAUUUCGAGGUAGAAGACAUCGGAUCUUGGGAGCCCAGGCUUUGAAUUCAUCCACGAAAUGGGGAAUGAGGCCUGACGAAAUUCGAAGCGUAUAUUUCCGUCCAAAGUGCCAAUUUCCACAAGGAUGAACAACGAUUAUGAUUCCCCUUUGGUCAAAUCACGUUUACGAUGAAUAUUGCGCAAUAAACAAAUUGUUCUAGCCAUA
Molecule: messenger RNA, 789 nt
Organism: Tigriopus californicus
Lineage: Eukaryota; Metazoa; Arthropoda; Copepoda; Harpacticoida; Harpacticidae
Exons: 4
Coding region: 98-712 (204 amino acids)
Source: RefSeq, a predicted model, not a curated record